ACAACGUGGAAACUUUUUGUCACAAGUAGUGCUGUUCCGUGCCUGAGUGUGAUGGAGGACGCUGAGCCUCUGUUGGCCUCGAGGUCAGAGGAGACGAGGGUUAACGGACACUGCCGAUGGACUCUGGAGUCGAAGGAGGUGGAGGACUUCAGACGGAGGCUCAAGUACUUCUUCAUGAACCCCUGUGAGAAAUACAGAGCCCGGGGUCGCAAACCAUGGAAGCUAAUGUUACAAAUAUUAAAAAUCGCAAUCAUCACAAUCCAGUUGGUCUCUUUCGGCCUGAGCAACGAGAUGAUGGUCACCUUCAAAGACGAAAGUCUGAUGACAUUCAGACACCUGUUCCUCAAAGGAUACGAGGAGCACCGGUUGGGAAGCUAUGCGCUGUACACCAAAGCAGACGUGUACGAUCACAUCCACUACAUUAUCAACAGGUACAUCAAUCUCCAAAACCUGACAGUUGGUAAUCUCGCAUACGGGAGUGUUAACAGGAAGCACACUCCUCUGUGUGUCUGUCAGGAGUUUUACAGAAACAGCAGCAUCGAUCCUGGGAAUGGGACCUUUGACAUUGAUCCACAUAUCGAUAAAGAUUGUGUUUCCAUUUAUCCCGCUCAGCAGUUCGACGACAACGUGGCCACACAUGAGAACUUCUCUUUAGAUUUCAAAAGGCUGCUGUCGGUGAACAUCUACCUCACUCUGAAAACAAUCAACCUGCAGACUGUGCGGCACCACGAGCUACCAGACUGCUACGACUUCCAUAUAACGAUCAACUUUGAUAACCGUGCACACAGCGGAGAGAUAAAGGUUGAUGUUGAGAACGAGGUCAGAAUUUACGAAUGCAGAGACUGGAAUGUGGAAGGAGCUUCUGGCAAGAACGAUUACCUCCUCCUGUCGUUUGAUUCGUUGGUCAUCCUCGCCUGCUUCAUCUCGCUCAUCCUCUGCACGCGAUCCGUCAUCAGUGGCAUCCAGCUCCAGUCUGAGUUCAACAUCUGCUUCCUUGCGUACUACAAUAAGAUCGUGUCUUGGUCCGACCGCAUGGAGUUCGUGAAUGGCUGGUACAUCCUCAUCAUUGUGAGCGACACACUGACCAUCGCUGGGUCAGCACUCAAAAUUGGAAUACAAACAAAGUACCUGACAAACUAUGACGUCUGCAGUAUCUUGCUGGGAACAGCCACAAUGCUCGUCUGGGUCGGCGUGAUUCAUUACUUUGGUUUCUUCAAGAAAUACAAUAUAUUAAUCCUAACCCUCAGGGCGGCGUUCCCAAAUGUGAUCCGGUUCUGCUGCUGUGCGGCCAUGAUCUACCUCGGUUACUGCUUCUGUGGCUGGAUCGUCCUUGGGCCGUACCAUGACAAAUUUCGAACGCUCGACAAGGUGACGGAGUGCCUCUUCUCUCUGAUCAACGGGGACGACAUGUACGCCACCUUCCUGAAGAUGAGGCACGGGGGCUACAUGGUGUGGCUCUUCAGCAGACUUUACCUCUACUCCUUCAUCUCCCUCUUCAUCUACAUGGUGCUCAGCCUCUUCAUCGCUCUCAUAAAUGACACCUAUGAGACCAUCAAGCAUCACCAGCAGGACAAGGUGCCGGUGUCCCAGCUUCAGGCCUUCAUAGCAGAGUGCAGGGACCAGCCUGAGUCUGGAAGAUACCAGACUGGUGAAGAAGCAGCAGCCUGCUGCCUCUCUCCAUGCUGCUGCUUUGGAUGAAGUGAGCAAAAUGGCGGCGUUCACCUUUGCCAAGUGUGACCAAAGAGUUACAUCGUGAGAAUGAAUAAUGUUCAAGGAGUACCGACCGUCCGCAUGGAUCAUUUAAUUGUACUGAAUCGUGAUGAGAAUGCCAGAAUAUGUUUUUACUCAAAUAUAAUUUCUUUGACUUGUUUUGUUACUUGAAUUGCUCAACACUAUUGACGUAAAAUGACCAGUUAGUUUUAUGCUCACCGGUGCAAUAACCUGAUGGUAGACAUUUCAAUAUGAAUAUGCAUUUACAUCUCCUCAGUGCAGUGAUGCAUUCAAACAUGCUUUUCAACAGAGGAGUACUAACAGCGCACAGUAACUCAGCUAUGCGAGUCUUGUUUACAAGCACUUGAACAGACUAUUUAAUUAGAAAUUAAGAAGUGAAAGUAGAUGAAGUUCA
This is a messenger RNA of Anarrhichthys ocellatus (wolf-eel), 2125 nucleotides long. RefSeq names its product mucolipin-3-like. Gene Ontology annotation, cellular component: lysosomal membrane; plasma membrane. The transcript has 12 exons. The coding region runs from base 52 to 1698 and encodes 548 amino acids. The record is from RefSeq and is a predicted model, not a curated record. Lineage: Eukaryota; Metazoa; Chordata; Actinopteri; Perciformes; Anarhichadidae. Gene Ontology annotation, molecular function: NAADP-sensitive calcium-release channel activity.